CGAGCAUCGGCUCUAAAUAAAAGUGCGUGCGCGAUGCUUCUCAAAACAUUUCUGCCACAUCCUGACCCACUUACAAACUCUACAAACAUGUCUUUCCUUUCAGGCUUUAUGGGUAAUAAAGCAGCAGGCUCAUUUGUCGACCAGGCUGUAGACCAAGCAGCUGCUGUAGCCAAAAGGAAGGUGAAGGAAGUAAUUUCUGGAAAAAAAGAUGUUGACAAUUCAGGGGGCAUGGGAGAUCUUUUCCCAUCUGAGGGACAAAAGAAGCCAAAGCAGAAGGAAGGUGGUGGACUGUUUGGUGGCCUCCUUAACACCGAACCAGCAGCGCAACAACCACCAGCACCAGCUCAAAGCAGUGGAGAUGACGGUGGUUUCGCUGAUGCGCUGGACGAUCUGGCAAGUGAGUUUGGCUCACAGAAAUGAUCUUACAUCAGGAAACACCUCUGCCCAACACCAGCACUGUUGAGUCAUGGAAACAAAGCAUAUUUAAUUUGUAACUUUUGUAAAUAGUUUUAAAUAUUAGUUUAACAUUUUCAGCUGGACAACGACAUCAAAUAUGAGGAACUACAACCUAUGCACAUCACAUUCUUUUGUUAAUUGGUUCAAAUAAACAAUUUUUGUUGCA
Messenger RNA from Triplophysa dalaica, 622 nucleotides. RefSeq lists its product as uncharacterized. The record is from RefSeq and is a predicted model, not a curated record. NCBI's taxonomy places the organism in Eukaryota, Metazoa, Chordata, Actinopteri, Cypriniformes, Nemacheilidae. Bases 34 to 420 code for a protein of 128 amino acids. The transcript has 3 exons.